Molecule: messenger RNA, 6450 nt
Organism: Ictalurus punctatus (channel catfish)
Lineage: Eukaryota; Metazoa; Chordata; Actinopteri; Siluriformes; Ictaluridae
Exons: 20
Coding region: 47-4861 (1604 amino acids)
Biological process (GO): regulation of apoptotic process; innate immune response; inflammatory response
Molecular function (GO): GTP binding
Source: RefSeq, a predicted model, not a curated record
ACAGUAGCAGCGAGAGAGUCAGAUGUAAAAGAAAGGUGGAGUAAAGAUGUCCUCCAGUGACCUCAGUUAUGGAUCUGGUGACGCACACCAUCUCCCUGAAGUGAGGAUUGUGCUCUUGGGCUGCAGGAAAGCUGGGAAAAGUUCAUCAGGAAACACCAUCCUGGGCAGAGACGAAUUUGCUUUACGGACAAGCGCAGAGUGUGUGAAGAGACAUGGAGAAGUAGCAGGGAGGAAGAUCACAGUGGUUGAAGCUCCAGGAUGGCAGAGAAAUAAAACUGUAAGCAACUCCACUGAGUCAUUUAAACAGGAGAUUGUGCUCAGUGCAUCCACAUGUCCCCACGCUGUUCUGCUGGUCCUGCGUCUAGACGUCAAAUCGUGGAAGAGUGAGAAAAAUGUGUUGGAGGGAUAUCUGAAUCUUCUUGGUGACGAUGUCUGGAAUCAUACCAUAGUUCUGUUCACCUUUGGGGACUCUCUGAGAGACACAACCCUCGAGCAAUACAUGGAGAGAAGAAAAGAGUACAUCCAGUGGCUGACUGAGAAAUGUGGAAACAGAUAUCAUGUGUUUAACAAUGAAAAGAGAGAUGAUGUCUCUCAGGUCACAGAGCUGCUCGAGAAGAUAGAGAAGAUGGUGGCAGGAAAUGGAGGCUGCCAUUUUGAAAUGGACACAAAAGCAGAGCAUAAGACAAAGAAAAAGACAAAGAAACAUAAGGAAAAGGAAAGAAAGGUGGAAGAUUCUGCAGCAGCUUCGAACUCUCCUCCUGUUCGUCGGCCUGCUCGGAUGUGUUCCCCUAUUCCCUCCCGCCCCGGUUCCAUUACACAUCUAAACAACCCUGGAAAGGAGUCAGCAGGCAAACCUCAACCCACACAUCCUACCCAAGGUUCCUACAAGGGUCUUCACACCUCCCCAAAACAUAAACAAAUUUCAAACCGAAGUGUUCAGCACCCAGAAGACAUCCAAGAAUUUACUCCUGAACUGGUUAAAAGGUGUUCUGAGGAUAAGGACGAAGAUAAAUACAGGUUUCUUUGCCCUCAUGCUGGUCGGUUUAAGUGCGGAGUGACUGAACUUGUGUUUGAGACGGAAGGUAAAGGGGAAGUGCUGUACAGAAUAGUAUCCUGGGACAGGAGACGCUUGGAUGGAUUGGGUCAAAAGGAGCCUGCGGGACCUCUGUAUGAUAUCAACAGCCCUGAAGGUUGUAUCCAUCGUCUGCACUUUCCACACUGUGAGACCGUUACCAAUGUGGUUAAAUUGACUGUGGCGCACGCAACUAGUGGAAAUGUGGAGAUCAUUCAGCCGCUAAAAGUAACAGACACACAUGUGAUCAUACACAUCCAUGGUCUCUCCCUCUUUGGUUUAUUAAAAGCGCUGGUAUUCCAAGCGUAUCCCAUUAGAGCCCAAGUUCUCUUGUUCCAUAAAAAAAAGACUGAAAAACACAGUGUGAGUAAACUGAACAUCCAUCUGUUGCCAGGGAAUGUGCCAGUUAAAGAGGUGCAGAAACAACGCAAGUGCAAUGAGAACAUCGAGACAACCUCCAAAUGUCAGCUGAUCCCUGGGAAACUAUACAGGCCGUGCUGUAAAACUACUGAGCGUGAUUACGUACCUCAACCAGAGAAAGAGACGUUUGAUCUUGACUACGGCCCCAACUAUCACCCUACGUUUGAGGUGCUGUUUAAUACCGAGCCUGAUAAGAUCACUCUAAGUCUUUUGGAUGAAAAUGGCCAGGAGGUGUGGACCCCACGUGAUGUCCCGCUUCUUACAGAUACAGAGGCAGUCUCAACAAACACGGAUACAGCAGGUGCUGUCUUUGUGGACAAACACAGAGAAAAGCUCAUUCAGAGAGUUCCUUCAGUAAUGGAGGUUGCAGACGGUCUAAAGAGCAAGAACAUGAUUACUGCUGAAAUGUACAAUAACAUUCAGGCAAAGCCAACACCUCAGGAUAAAAUGAGAGCAUUGUACGCAUGUCUCGACUCAGGGGGAAUAGCUGCGAAAGAAGAAUUCUAUGACAUCCUUGAAAGGAAGUACAUUUAUUUAGUAGACGAUUUGAAGUCUGAGUCAGAUCAGGCUUAUAUAAACUGUAUGGCAUCAGGUGAACAGUCAGGUCUCGAAGUUGAUCUGUUGGAAGCCGGAGAAAUGGGCGGGUGUAAGGAUCUGAGAGACUUUGACCUAGGGCCAGAUUGUGAUAUACAGGCUCUGACCCAGAUAAAAGCGCAGGUCUUGUGGGAUGUUCCCGCCAGGUUUAUCCUGGUUUUGAUGUCCGUACAGCAUGACACUGUGAAAUGUUCUUUAGCAAAAUGUGUUUUUAUCUUGCAUUGUAGAUGUGAAAAAGAGCUGGAGGAACAGUUAAACAUGGCACUCACUUACCUCGGAUCUGGAUCAGACCAACAUCUCUCAGAGCUGAGAAUUUUGCUUGUGGGAAAUGUGAAGUCGGGAAAGAGUUCAGCAGGAAAUACCAUAUUGGGCAGAAAAAGAUUUGGCUUCAGUAGAACUGCAAAAUGUGUAAAGAGACAAAGAACUGCAGUAGGGACGAAGAUCACUCUGGUUGAAGCUCCAGGAUGGUUGAAUGAUAGACUUGUAGAAGAGAGCACCAAUUUACUUAAAGAGGAGAUUGUCCUCAGUGUAUCCAUGUGUCCUCCAGGACCUCAUGCUGUGCUGCUGGUCGUAGGUUUGGACAUUAAUUUUCAAGAUAUUGAUAGACAGAUAUUAGAAGGACACAUGAAUCUUUUUGGUGACCAGGUCUGGACUCACACCAUAGUUCUGUUCACAUUUGGAGACUCGCUGGAAAACAUCACCAUUGAAAAACACAUUGAAGAUGAAGGGAAUGCCCUCAAAUGGCUGGUAGAGAAAUGUGGCAACAGGUAUCAUGUUUUCAUGAAUGAUAAUAGGAAUCAUAUGCAGGUUACAGAUCUUCUAGAGAAGAUAGAGGAGAUGGUGGACAGAAACAGGGGUCACCAUUUUGAAACUGACACAAAGAUUUUACAAGAAUUGGAAGAGAAAAGGAGAGUAGUGCAAGGGAGAUCAAUGGAGAGAAGAAGGAAGGUGUCAAAGCAGAGAGAAGAAAUUAGAAAGCACAUGCGUCCGACAAACCAUUUUCCAGAGGUGAAUAUUUUGCUGCUGGGCUGCAGGAAUGCUGGGAAAAGUUCAGCAGGAAACAUCAUCCUACGCGGAGAAGCAUUUCAAUUAAACAGAGCUGUGGAUUCUGUAAUGAGAAAGGGAAAUGCAGCAGAUAGGAAGAUCACUGUGGUUGAAGCUCCAGGAUGGUGGCCUGAUAGACCUGUCGAGGAGAGCACUGAGAUGCUUAAACAGGAGAUUGUCCUCAGUGUGUCCGAGUGUCCUCCAGGACCACAUGCUGUACUGGCGGUGGUAAAUGGGGACAGGAUGUUCAGAAAGAACGACAGAGAAAUAUUAGAAGGAUACCUGAUGCUUCUCGGUGACAAAGUCUGGAGUCACACUAUAGUUCUGUUCACCUUUAUGGACACUAUGGGAAACACAACCAUAGAGAGACACAUCGAGAGUGAAGGGGAGGAUCUCCAGUGGCUGGUUGAGAAAUGUCAAAACAGAUAUCAUGUUUUUAACAUUCAAAAGAGGGAUGAUAUUCAGGUCAAAGAGCUGCUGGAAAAGAUAGAGGAGAUAGUGGCAGGAAACAAAGACUGCCAUUUGGAAAUCGACACAAAUCUAUCACUAUUAAAAGAUAGGAGGAAAGAAGAGAUAGAAAGGUCAAUGGAGAGGAUGUUUUGGGUGUCAAACCACAGAGAAUUCAUUCACUCACACAUGCGUGGCCUACACGGUUUCUCAGAGCUGAGCAUUGUACUGCUGGGCUGCAGGAAUUCUGGGAAAAGUUCAACAGGAAACACAAUCCUUCGGAACGAUAAAGAGUUUAACAGUAAAAGUAAAACUUGUGUCAAGAGACAGGGAAAUGUAUCAGGGAUGAAUCUCACUGUAGUUGAAGCUCCAGGAUGGUGGCCUGAUAGACCUGUCGAGGAGAGCACUGAGAUGCUUAAACAGGAGAUUGUCCUCAGUGUGUCCGAAUGUCCUCCAGGACCAUGUGCUGUACUGCUGGUGGUAAAUGGGGACAGGAUAUUCACAGAGAAAGACAGAACAAUAUUAGCAGGAUACAUGAAGCUUCUUGGUGACAAAAUCUGGAGUCAGACCAUAGUUCUGUUUACCUUUGGGGACUCUCUGGGAAACACAACCAUAGAGAGACACAUUGAGAGUGAAGGGGAGGCUCUACGGUGGCUGGUUGAGAAAUGUGGAAACAGAUAUCAUGUCUUUAACAAUAGACAGGCACACGAUGGUUUUCAGGUCACUGAGCUGCUGCUGAAGAUACAGAUGAUUACAGAAAAAGGAUGCUAUCAUUUCGAAAAGGUCCCGAAGACAUUACGACGAGUAGAAGAGUCGAAGGAAGUAGAGGAUGAGAGACUGAUGGAGAGGAUGUUAAAAGUGUUCAACGAACAUGUGUACUCAAAUAUAUUACAAAAGAUGAGACCAGAGGAAAAGACAUUAUUGGAGAGAACGACAAAGGUUCUGCAGUCACCUCCCACCUUCCAAAAACAUCUCAGUAUAGAGGCAACCUCACCCAAAACAGAUGUAACAGGUGCUGACUUUGUGGAUCAGCACAGAGAAAUGCUCAUUCAGAGAGUUACUUCAAUCAUGGAGAUCGCGGACAGUCUAAGAAGCAAGGAAAUGAUCACUAAGGAAAUGUACAGUUACAUUGAGGUACAGUCAACACCUCAAGAGAAAAUGAGAGAACUGUACAAACAUCUGGAAUCAGGAGGAAGAAAAGUGAAAGCUGAAUUCUAUCAAAUUCUUAAAAAGAAGCAGCCCUUCUUGGUCGAGGAACUGGAGAUCGGAGCAGUUCAGGUUUAGUUAACACUUAAUGGAGAGCACAUAUGCUUGCAUUUUUCAGUUGUGUUAUUGUAAACAAAGUAAAUAUUCCAACCAAGUACAGUGCCUUCAAGUAUUCAUCCUCCUUCAAAGUCAUCAGAUUCAUCUGGAUUACAAAUGACACUCACACAGAUAGCACACCAGACAGCAUUGUUAUUGCAAACCAUUAUGCUCUUCAAGUACAUUUUCAACUAAUCAUUAUUUGUCACUGAUCUAAAAAAAAUGAAGAAAAAAUCUUGCUUGCAUAAGUAUUCAGUCCUUUCAGGCUAGUACUUUCCUUUCAACUUUGCACACUGUUUGAGAGUCAUUUUUGCCCAUUCUUCAAUUUUCAAGCAGUACCACAGAUUCACAGUGAGAUUCAGAUCUGGAUUGCUUAUUGUGUAUUGGUCUUGUGUUUGGCAAAGUUGUCCUACUGAAAUUGAAUCUUUCUCCCAAGCUUGAGGGUUUUUUUUAUGGGGGUUUGUUAGCAAACUGAAGCAGGAUUUCUUGUACUACCACCUUAUAUUUUGCCCCGUCUGUUCUCCGUCAAAUUUCUGAUAAGAAGCCCCGAUUCUGAGGAUGAAAAGCAUCCCCAGGGCAUGAUGUGGCCACCACCAUUGUUCACUGUUAGGGAUGGUUUUAACUGAGGUAUGACCUGUGUUAGGUUUACACCACACCGUGCUUUGAAACUUCCCCAAAUACACCAACUCAAUCAUGAUCUCAUCACACCAAAAAACCACAUCUUCACUGGAUCACUCUUGUGCCUUCAUGUGGCUUUUCUUGAGCAAUGGUUUCUUUCUAGCCAACCUCCCAUACAGUCCUCGAAAAUACAUACAGAGCUCUUAACAGUUAAGAGCUCAACAGUCUCUGUCUUGGGUUUGCACUGGGUUUUGAGGGAAGGCCUUGUCCUGGUAGUGCUUGGUUGGUGUGAUGCUGCAUCCUAACUAUUGACGUGACAGUGAUUACUGGGAUGUCCUCUUGGAUAUCAUUUUACACCUCAUUCCUAAGUAAGGAAAUUCUAUUAAAUGAUAUUGAACUUCCUUAGAAUGCUCAUUAGUCUUCAUUUUUACUCCUUUCCUUCAGUCUGCUCAAUGACAAAGAAAAUGGUAGAUGUUUUAAUAUUUCACAGGUGAAGGCCAAUUAAAAGUGAAUUUGGUCCUAAGUAAAACAAUAGCAUUCAUCUUGAGCUUCUGGAACCUGGGGGUUGAAUACUUUUGCAAGCAGUAGUUUUUUUUCCCUUCAGUUUUUUUACAUGGGUUUGGAGUAAUAUAAAAAUACUCAGAAAGUAAAUCAGAAAGAAUACCUGUAUUUAUCAAAUGUUAUUCAGACAAAUUUGAUCAAUCAUCAACUGUUUUUCUUCCCUCUUCUAUACUGCUAUUGUAUCUGUCUGUUAUCUGAGAUACGGUAUGUUUGAUAUAUGUUUUAUGCCUCGUUUAUCAAUGGGAAACUUUACCCUGGUAAUAAUUAAUUAAACAUUGGCAGUCAUUUGGAAGCUUUUCAGAUUUUACAUGUUGAUUCUACUGUUUUAAAAAUAUCUGACCUCAAAAGUACUGUUUAUGUUUUGAAAUAAAGAACUUGUUUUCAGAGGCUCA